AACUCUGGCUAAUUCUUUUGUGUGGCUGAUAAUGUAGAAGUAGGGACAUGAUGGCUGAGAAGUUUGGGGACAGUUGUUAGCAGCUCGGCAGCUGUCAGGCAUUGCUGUCUCUGGGGGAUUAUUGUAGAGAGCAGAGAGAAAGAGGGAAGUCAUCCGGUCUGUAUGCAGCCAGCCCUAAGCACAGAGCAGGGGGGCUGCAAGGUGGAUCAGCCUAGGAAGUGGUCAGUCUCUAUGGGGAAGAUGGAGGGAGACCGACCACGGUCAGAAACGGUGACUACCACAGUCAGUUCGCACAUUGAGACCAUCUCCAUGGGAGGCAGCAUUGCUUACGACAGAAGUUUUCUCAGAAGCCCCGCGGGAGUCCUUUUGCUUAUGGAAAUAAUAUUUGGUCUGCUGGUAUGGGCACUUAUUGCAGGCUCUGAAUAUUUCCUUGUCUCUGCAUUUGGUUGGGUGAUGUUUGUAGCUGUGUUUUACUGGGUCCUCUCAGUCUUCUUUUUUCUCCUUUAUCUUACAAGAGCAAAUACAAGGAUCACAAAGGUGCCCUGGACUUUGGUGGGGCUGUGCUUCAAUGCAAGUGCUUUUGUUUCAUAUCUCAUCGCUGCUGUAGUAGAAGCCAGUUCAGUUAACAAAGAUGUUCACCAGCACCACAACUACAACAGUUGGACAGCGUCUUCUUUUUUUGCUUUCGUAGUUACCGUCUGCUAUGCAUUAAGUACAUAUUUUAGCUUUCACUCUUGGAGAACAAAGAGUUAAUGUGGCAUCGACAAACAUGGCCUACCUAUUCUGUCUGGUGCAAACUGCACUUUAGAAUCAUUUCACCUGUGGAGAAUGUAGCGGUUUACAUCAUGUAUAUAUUAUCCUUCUGCUUCCAUAUACCUGUUCUGAUUGGAGGAAUGUGUAUUUUUGCUUCAGUCUAAAUCUAUAUAGUGUCACAAAGGACUGUGGAGAAAACGCCAUC
Xenopus laevis (African clawed frog) is the source of this 958-nucleotide messenger RNA. RefSeq names its product CKLF-like MARVEL transmembrane domain containing 8 S homeolog (gene cmtm8.S). Gene Ontology annotation, cellular component: membrane. The record is from RefSeq and is a predicted model, not a curated record. The transcript is spliced from 4 exons. The coding region runs from base 163 to 753 and encodes 196 amino acids. Gene Ontology annotation, biological process: myelination. Gene Ontology annotation, molecular function: structural constituent of myelin sheath. Lineage: Eukaryota; Metazoa; Chordata; Amphibia; Anura; Pipidae.